UACUUUGGCUUGAUUAGUGAGAAUGGAAAGAGGAAAAGAAAAUGAAGGACAAACAAAAGGGGAAGAUAACAAAUCAUUGGUGCCAUCCCGCGAUGUACUUCAUUGGAAGGACCUUGUCAAUCUUCAAUAUUUCAUAUAUGAGUUAGAUUCGAGGCGUGUUCACAACUGUCUAAUUGAAGAGUUGACAUUGGAGCUGACGUGUGUGUCCGCAUUUUGUCAUCUUUAUUACACUUUCUUUUUGGAAAGCUGUAAUGACGAAAUGUCAAAUGAGAUUCAUGAUUUGGUUCAGUCACUGUGUCAUCCAAGUGGGGUAGACAUGCAGCUGGUUAAUGAAAAGCUUUGUGACCUCUUGGUGAAAAUCAGAAGUUAUAUUAGCUCACAUAUAUAUGCUGAACCAAGUCGUGUAACAGCCAUGACCGAGGAUCGUUUCAUUGAACUUUUAAAUGCCAUCCUCGAGUAUUUCAAAUGUCUAAUCUGGUGUUGUUAUGAAUCAAUGUUCCCAUCAAUGACUCAAUAUAAUCUUCUUCAGAAUGUAAUUUACAAUUUAAGAGAUUUCCUUGAGUUGAAAGUAAUUGGUUGUGUUGAGUAUGAAACAAUCGAAUAUGUCUUACCUCAUCUUCAACUUAUGGCUCUGAGAAUAGUAAACUUCUGUUUUACUCUUUUGGAUUGUCUACUUGAAGAUUCAGAUAAAUCAGAUGUCUCUCUAGUUGACCCCAAGCUAGCUAAUCUACUUGUGGAGGUUAUUCCUGUUGAACUGGAGGUUAUGCUCAUAUGUUGUACAAAUUUGAAAGGUUCAAAGUCGGAAGAAGUUGAGCAGCUCGUAGAAGCCUUUCCGGACAUUCUUAGAGAAACUCUGAUUCAUCUACAAGAGCACAUGGUUAAUGUUCUUACUCCUAGCGCUUCUACGUGUAACAUUCAUGUCAUGAUAGAGUUCCUAUUGAUUAUUCUUACUGAUGUGCUCAAGGACGUUAUUCGUCAUGACAAAUUGUUUGUUCUCUUGGCACGUGUUAUAGAACUUACCAAGGAGGUAUUCGUUCUUGUUCGCAACAUAGAAGAGAAUAUGAAUGAAGCAAGUGAUGCAAACCUAAACUUGAUGGAAAAUAUUGAACUCCUCAAGGAAGAUCUCAAGAAUGAUUUCUUAAAAGCCCGUGCAGACUCGUCACAGCUCCGCUUCCCCAUGAGUGAUGGACCGCUCUUCAUGACUCUUCUACUCAUAAACUUAAAUGACUUGGUCAAUUCCAAUGCUUAUUCAGUUUCUUUGAUAAAAGAAGAAAUCGGGCAGGUGAAAAAAGACCUGGAAAUCAUAAGAUCGUUCUUCGGGUAUGUUGAGCAAACGUUUCAUAGAGAUCUUUGGACUCGUGUUCUAGAUGUGGCAUAUGAGGCGGAACAUGCCAUAAACUCAAUUCUUGCCCGAGAUCAUGGUUUAUUGCAGCUUAUCUUCAUACUUCCUGAUACCGUAGAAAAGAUCAAGCUUGUCAAAACAGAGGUACAAGAGAAGAUCCCCAGAAGAGGUGCAAAUGCUCCCAACAAGCCGAUUGAAAGAAACUCAUCAAUUACAGUUGGUAAAAUAAUCGUAGGUUUUGAGGAGGAGACAGAGUGGAUAAUUAGGAAACUCACCAGCGGACCAGCUGAGAUAGAUGUCAUUUCCAUAGUCGGCAUGCCAGGGAUUGGAAAAACUACUUUGGCUUACAGAGUGUAUAAUCAUAAGUCGAUUGUUGAUCACUUCGAUGUUUGUGCUUGGUGCACAGUCGACCAGGAACGUAAUGAGAAAAAAUUGUUGCAGAAAAUUUUCAAUCAAGUUAUUGGUUUGAAAGAACAAUUCAAUGAGGAUCAUCACAUAGAUGAUGACGUUGCUGAUAAGCUGCGGAAACAACUAUUUGGAAAACGGUACCUUAUUGUCUUGGAUGACAUGUGGGAUGCUGCAACAUUGGAUGAGCUAACAAGACCUUUUCCUGAAUUACGGAAAGGAAGCAGAGUGAUUUUAACAAGUCGAAAAAAGGAAGUGGCUUUGCAUGGAAAAUGCCACAGUGAUCCUCUUUAUCUUCAAUUGCUAAGAUCAGAAGAAAGUUGGGAGUUAUUAGAGAAAAGGGUAUUCGGAGAAGAACGUUGCCCUGAUGAACUAAAGGAUGUUGGAGAAAAGAUAGCUCGAAAGUGUGAUGGGCUUCCUUUAGUACUUGAUCUAAUCGGUGGAGUCAUUUCACGGAAGGAAAAGAAAGAGGCUUUGUGGCUUGAAGUUCUGAAUAAUUUGAGUUCCUUUAUUUUUAAGGAUGAAGAGGAAGUGGUGAAGGUUAUACAAUUAAGUUAUGACCAUUUGUCGGAUCACGUAAAGCCGUGUUUUGUUUGCCUUGCACGUUAUCCAAAGGACAAAAAUAUAAGGAUCUCUGAGUUGAAAGAUUUGUGGAUUUCUCAAGGAUUUGUGCAUCAGAUUGAGAUGAGAAGUGCAGAAGAAGUAGUGGAUGAGUUAAUUUCAAGUAGCUUGGUAAUACCUUUCGAUAAUUCUAUUUGCAAAAUUCAUGAUCUUGUGCAUGACUUUUGUUAUAUAAAAUCUAGAAAGGAAAAGUUGUUUCACUUCAUAGGAUGUUUAAAUGCUUCGUCUUCUUCUGGUAUGAUGGCACGAGGAAUUACCAUUCGUUGUGAAAAUCUUUUGCGGUUUAAUCGAAAAAAGGAGAAUCCUAUUGUGCUGCUUAAUCGAGAAAAGGAGAAUCCUUAUGUUAAACACCUCCUCACUCUGAAGGUGAUUUAUGGGCUUGGGCAUUGUCAUCACCACAAGAGUCACCUAAAACACUUGAGGCUUCUCAAAAGUUUGGAUUUGAAGGGCAUAACAUUGACAGAUUCUUUGCUAAAUGAAAUUGGUAUGCUCAUUCAUUUGAAGUACUUAAUCAUUCAAACUCAGGCUAACACUCUCCCUCCGUCAUUUUCAAACCUCUGCAAUCUAGAAACUCUGGUGGUCAAAAACCGGGAGGGAUCAUGCAUGAUAUUAUCUCCUUGGUUUUGGAGUCUUGCAAAGCUACGAGAUGUGCGGAUGGAGUAUGGUGCUGUCUUUUGUCCGUACAUCAACGAACCAACUGUGUUAGAUGAGGAUUUAAGGUUAGAAAAUUUGAGAACAUUAUAUGAGCUCUACCUUCCCGGUUUAGAAGACACGGAGGAUAUUAUUUUCAAAAGGUUUACUAAUCUUCAAAACCUUAGAGUCUGUAUCGAACAACCAGAAGAUUGUUCAGCAGAGAAGAUUUGUUUUCCAAGAUUGGAUGUCCUUAACGAACUUGAACAACUCCGUUUAUAUUCUUUUUGGGAUUCCUACAAUGAAUAUACACACGGCUUCCCUUCGAGCUUGAAGAAAAUGAAGUUGCUAGGGCUUGCUCUGACAUACGAUACACUUUCAAGAAUUGCUAGACUACCCAACCUUCAAGAACUAAUUCUAAAAUGCACAAUCAUCAAUGAGGGGAAAGAAUGGAACAUGGAAGAUGUCACCUUCCAGAAUCUCAAAUAUCUAAAAUUGUAUAGGGUGGAAUUUUCUGAAUGGCAGGUUGAUGCAGAGAAAUCCUUUCCCGUGCUCAAGAAACUAGACAUACGUGAAUGUUGUAAGCUUAUGGAGAUCCCAGACAGUUUUGGAGAUAUUGCGUCAUUAGAGCUUAUCAAAGUAUGGCACAGCCCUCAGCUUAAAGUGUCGAUCUUCAAUAUUAAGGAAUAUGUUGAAGUAAUGACUGGAGAAGACAAGCUUAAGUUACACAUCUUUGGUUGA
This is a messenger RNA of Solanum verrucosum, 3739 nucleotides long. RefSeq names its product putative late blight resistance protein homolog R1A-3. The transcript is spliced from 2 exons. Gene Ontology annotation, molecular function: ADP binding. Gene Ontology annotation, biological process: defense response to other organism. The coding region runs from base 23 to 3739 and encodes 1238 amino acids. Lineage: Eukaryota; Viridiplantae; Streptophyta; Magnoliopsida; Solanales; Solanaceae. The record is from RefSeq and is a predicted model, not a curated record.